Messenger RNA from Drosophila albomicans, 1630 nucleotides. RefSeq lists its product as uncharacterized. Lineage: Eukaryota; Metazoa; Arthropoda; Insecta; Diptera; Drosophilidae. The transcript has 3 exons. Bases 443 to 1198 code for a protein of 251 amino acids. The record is from RefSeq and is a predicted model, not a curated record.
AUUUACUAUAGAGAACAAAGUUUAACACAUUGUCAACCAAUGCAACUAAGGGCUGACUGCACAGCCGUUUUUUGCAAUAUAAAAUUCUACAAUUUCUUCUACUUCUACAACUUUGUAUAGCUCUAUAUCUUAAAAUCUCUGAGAUCUUGGAAAGAUGAACAAAUAUUCCUUUGAUAACUGAAUAGAUUCCACAUUUUGUGGUCGCUAUAUUUGCACAAUUUGCAGCUCUUAUUCGCUCUUAGUCUCUCGCCCUCUCUAUUUUGUAUGUAUCUUGUGAUGAUUUCAUACAUCGCUAUUUCAUGAUACUUAGCAAAAAUGCGCUCUGACACCAGUCCAUGUACAGCUCUCGCUCAGGUUGGCUGCUUUUCAAUACUGUCAACUAAAGUUAAAGUAAAAAGUGAACCCGUAAUUAUAAACAAAAACAAUUCAUUGCUUAUCGAUAAUGGCUGAAGAAUUGUGCAACAUCAAAAUGUGGGCAGGCUUAACAGCCCGAAUUAAUGCGUGUUUCUCGAUAAUCUACUUGGGAAUAGAAAUCGGCAAUGCGUCGGAUCAUUACAUAGGCGUCGGAAUAUUGGCAAUAUGGUUUGGACUCUAUUCCCUCAAUAUAUUGAUAAACUUGUUCUUUUCGGGAUGCAGUCGCAAUUGGAAGAAGUUUGAUGUAGUAUUUUGGUUUUGUUUCACGUUAAUUUUGUUAGUCAUUCGACUUGUGUGCACUGAUUACCGCAAUUUGAGUAUUGGAUUAUUGGUAUUCGCAAUAUUUGUAAAUAUUUAUAUGGUAUUUUCACUCAUAAUAAUAUCGUUAUUGGGUUACCAAGUGGACAAUCCAAAUGCGGACAUUUCGAGCUGCUUAAGUUGCCGCCAAGUUAAUAAUAGAAUAAUAAGUGUGACGACGGAUGCUACAGAGCAAACCAAUAUAGAAGUUCUAUCAUAUAAUCAUCGAUCUCUAGACUCAUAUCGUACCGACUUAAGUUCUAACAACAUUAAUAAUGAUUCUCAGAUGGUUUUUUGGCCAGCCCCAGCUUUUAAUGACACAGACAAUGAAUCACUGAAUAAUUUUGCUACAGCCCCAGAUUUCUGCGACUUACACAAUGAUUCUCAUAUUAUGGCUAGAUCUGCUGAAGCUAACGUUUCUUUGGAUGUAAAUGAUCCUCCUCCAAGCUACAAUGAUACUAUGACUCGUGGGAUGGCAAAACUCUAAAAUUAUAUUACAUAAUUGUAAUCCUGAUAUCACAACAAUUGAUAUUUUAAUUAAAAUAUGAAAGUAGUAUUCGAUAGGUCACGGAUAAUAUCGAACAUAGGAACGAAAGCAGAAAUCAACAUAUUUAAAAAAAAUUAACCAUGUUUAUAUGCAUGACUAUAAAAAUCUAUAAUGUCACGGUGAUAGAAAUUUAUUUGUAAUGCUCGCAGUUAUCAUAAGGCUAUUGACACAGAUGAUAAAAAUCCAAUGCGUUUUGUGUCAAUACUCAAGUACUACCUCAAUCUCAGGUGUAAUUAACUUCAGAAUGAACAAAUAUUGUGCGCGAGUAAACUGACAGCCACUCUACGUAUAAGUGUAUUAACUUAUCUCAGGUAACAACUUUAAAUGUGAUGUUAAAAUGAAAAUAACGUUGAAAUUUUAUAAUAUACCACU